AAUUCAAAGAAUGGAAAUCCGAAAGCCAUUUGCUCAAGUUAUAGACGGGGUGCCCAGGUGCGCAGGCAUCAUUCCGGACAUGCUGCGAGAAAACCUCAAGUUCCGAGCGCAAGAGGGAGACGUGGUGCAGUCAACUUUUCCCAAGAGUGGAACACACUGGAUGAUGUACAUCGUUCAAUUGAUUGUAAGAAAGGGUGAGCCACUGGACACGCACGAAGAGUUCACGAAAGAAUACCGCUUCAUUGAAUACAUGGUGAUCAAGGACUGGAAGUCAUCCCUGCCCUUCAGGAUAUUUGCUACGCACUUGCCUCUGACUAAGGACAUCAUCACCAAAGAAGGAAGGUACAUUUACGUCGCCCGCAACCCUUGGGACGUGUGCGUUUCCAUGUACCACAUGGUGACCAACCUGAGCUCGUACGAGUACCAGGACGCUACGUUCGAUGACUUCGUCCGCGUGUUCGUAAGUGGGAACUUUGGAUACGGCGACUACUUCGAACACGUGGCGUCGGCGUACCACCUCAGGCAGGAACCUAACGUGCUAUUCGUCACUUACGAAGAAAUGAAGAAGAAUACUUGUAGCGUAGUCCUAAAAGUAGCGCACUUUCUUGGCGAGCACUAUUUGCGAGCCUUGGAAGGCGACGAAAGAGUACUGCAUAAUUUGCUCGAAAAAAUGAAGCCGGAGCGCAUGCGAAGUGUUAUGGUCGUGGACCUUCAGAGAAAUCCCAACCCUCACUGGAGAAAAGUAUUGAAUCGAUCCAAGGUGACUUGUAAGGAGGGCUUCGAAGGAGACGAAACGAAAUACGGCAUUGUGCGAAAAGCAAAAGUCGGAAGCUGGAAAGAGCAUUUCACACCAGAACUGCUUCGGUGCAUGGAAGCUAGAAUUAUUGAGGCCGAGAAGGCGACGUCUUUUAUGGAUCUCUGGAAGGAUGUCAGAGCGGAGGCGUUAAAGUUGUCUCAGAAGAAUGGCUGAAUAGGGAAAGUUUGAGCGACUCUCAGGGAAGAUCGUGGAAGUACGCAUGUCUUCUACUUAACUAGAAAUAAAAAUGGUCAUAUACAUAUC
Messenger RNA from Rhipicephalus microplus (southern cattle tick), 1060 nucleotides. RefSeq names its product 3-beta-hydroxysteroid sulfotransferase. NCBI's taxonomy places the organism in Eukaryota, Metazoa, Arthropoda, Arachnida, Ixodida, Ixodidae. The record is from RefSeq and is a predicted model, not a curated record. Gene Ontology annotation, molecular function: sulfotransferase activity.